Molecule: messenger RNA, 705 nt
Organism: Cannabis sativa
Lineage: Eukaryota; Viridiplantae; Streptophyta; Magnoliopsida; Rosales; Cannabaceae
Product: putative cell wall protein
Exons: 1
Coding region: 1-450 (149 amino acids)
Source: RefSeq, a predicted model, not a curated record
AUGGCAUACAAAACCCAAUGCUCCCUCUUUCUCUUGGCUUCUCUUCUCUUACUAGCCUUAGCUAACGGAGUUGCAGCAGCACGUAGUGUACCAAACAAUCCCAAGACAGUAGUUGACAAGAAACAACCCGAGUAUCUGGUUGAUCACGACGGCACUGUUCUGGUUCCUGGCUUUGGACGUGUAAUGCUGCCACCACCUCACGGCCAUGGUAUCGGACACCCCUCUUACAAGAACUACAAUCCAAUCACCGGCACUUAUGCUCCUCCAAAACACAUUGGCGGUGUCAUUGGCGGUGUCAUUGGCGAUAUCAGUGGCAGACCAAAGCGUAAGUACAUUCCUGGUGCUGAUGACACAUUCAUCCCCAACCCUGGUUUUGAGGUCCCCAUCCCUGGCCGCGGCGGUGCUCCUACUUCUGGCUCUGCCUCUGUCACUGCUACUGGCAACCCCUGAUCAUGUUGUUAGCUGAUCUCUUGUUCUUAAUUUAGCUUGGCUUGACAAUCAUAGCCCUGUUAUCUAUCAAUCUAUAGCUUUUUGUUUGCUCACUCUGUAUUUGAGGUUUAAGGAGUCUAGAUCAAUGUAUUGCUUUUCUAAUAAGGUAGUAAGUUAGUUUGAGUCUGAGUGUGCCGUAGUUAAGAUUAGUUCAUGGUCUUUUGUGUAGUGUUGUUCCUUAGCAAUAUGUAAUGAUAUCAGUGUUUAUCUUCUCUA